AUGGUAGAUUCAAUCCACCGUAUUGCAUCGGCGCUGGAUACGGCUAAAGUGAUAACGAGGGAAGCUGCCGCGGUAGCCACCUCUAAAUUGGGUGAAUCCUCGUACACUUAUUAUUCUCAAAACAUUAAUCCUCAACAGUUGGUCACUUUGUUAAAUUCUAGGAACUCUAGAGAAGUUAGAGAUGCCAUGAAAAGAAUCAUAUCUAUAAUGGCUUCCGAUGAUGACUCUAUUGACGUUCAAUUAUACUUUGCUGAUGUUGUAAAGAAUAUUACAACUAAUGACACCAAAGUGAAAAGACUUAUUCACCUAUAUUUACUUCGAUUUGCUGAAAAUGACCCAAAUCUGACCUUGUUAUCCAUUAACUCACUGCAAAAAUCAUUGUCUGAUUCGAAUCCCGAACUGAGAUGCUUUGCUUUGAGUACUCUCUCUGACAUGAAAAUGUCGUCAUUAGCACCUAUAAUUUUGCAUACUGUCAAGAAAUUGGUUACAGAUCCGUCUGCGAUGGUUCGUGGUGAAGUUGCCUUGGCCAUUAUCAAAUUAUAUAGGGCUGGAAAGAGUGACUACCAUGAAGAAUUAUUGGAUAUUCUAAAAGAAUUAAUGGCAGAUACGGACCCUAAGGUGAUAUCCUGCGCCAUCCUGGCUUAUAAGGAAUGUUACUCCGAUUACUUGGAGCUGUUACAUGGACAUUUCCGCAGGUAUUGUAGAAUAAUUAAGCAGCUAGACUCAUGGUCACAAUCAUAUUUAAUUGAACUGCUGAUCAAAUAUUGUAAGCAGUUCUUGCCAAAACCUACUGUGGUUGAUAAGUCAUCAGAAGGUUCUUCAAGAAGCUGCCCUUUACCAGAUAAAUAUAAUGAGAUUGAAUACCCACUUUACGACGUGGUAAAUGAUCCUGAUUUAGAUUUAUUUUUACAGAGUUUGAAUCGUCUAAUUUAUAGUUCCAGCCCUACAGUGAUUUUAUCGUGUUGCAAUGCCCUAUAUCAGUUAGCUUCACCAUUGCAGAUGAAAAACACUAAAUUCAUUGAAGCAUUGGUCAGAACAGUGAUCACGACAGCAAAUCAAGGCAACAAGGAAACGCUUUUACAAGCAAUUCAUUUUUUAUCAACCUUAGAUCAAACUCUAUUUUUACCUUACACCAAGAAAUUCUAUAUUUUACCCAAAGAUCCUAUCGUGGCAUCCAUUUGGAAGAUCCAGAUUUUAUCCACGUUAAUAAACGAAUCAAACGUUAAAGAAAUAUUCAAAGAAUUGAAAUAUUAUGUAGCCAGCGCUCAUCUCCCAGAAAAAGUUGUCAUUAUGGCGGUCAAGUCAUUAUCUCGAUGUGGCCAAUUGUCAACGAGUUGGGAAUCUCAUGUAAUGAAGUGGCUAAUUGAUCAUAUGGAAUCCCACAACUUGUCUGCUUCUGUCCUAGAUGCAUACGUAAAUGUUAUUAGGAUGCUGGUGCAAAAAAAUCCUACAAAACAUUUACGCAUAAUCUUCAAGCUUGCUGAUUUGUUAACAGUUCAAAGGAGUUUGGCUGAUAAUGCUCGUGCAGGUAUUGUUUGGUUAUUUGGUGAAAUUGCGUCAAUUGAAUUUAAGAUAUGUCCGGACGUUUUGAGGAAGCUGAUUCCGAAUUUUUCAGAUGAGGGCCCUGAAACAAGAUGUCAGAUCUUAGUGUUAUCAGCAAAACUGUUAUCAUAUGACAUUGAUAGUUUCAAGCAAGCGCAAAUUGCUGGAAGCGGUGAAUCUAAUAGUGAAGAAAAUAACCAGAAUAAUUCAUACUAUGAUUUUAGCAGUUCAAGAAUUUCUCAAAUGUACAAUGCGGUCCUUUACUUGGCAAAAUAUGAUGACGAAUUUGAUAUUAGGGAUAGAGCGAGAAUGAUUUCAUCCUUGUUUGAUUCAGGAAAAUAUGAGAUUGUGUCAUUGUUAUUGCAAGCGCCUAAACCUACGGCAAGGAAUGACGAUUUUAUCGUCUCUGCCAGAUUGGAAACACAUGCUCCAGAAAUUAAGGAUUUUUUUAGAAUGCUUCCUUGGAAUACAGAAAUUACCGAUAUUGGCGAAACAGAUAACGAUGUUAGAGAAGGCGUAGAAUUGAAGGACUAUAACAAAUACAAAAAGAGCUUUUCCUCUCAAUCUUUCAUCACUAACAACUCAGCAAGAUCAUUUGCGUCAAACCCCAAUGCAAAUUCAACUGAUAUCAGUGGCGGUGAUGGCAAUAGCAUCUCAGGUAAAGGUAGCGUAAACGCCUUCACCUCUCAAAACGGGAAGAAAUAUCGCUUGCAAAGCCUGGACGAAUUUUUUUCCGACAUACCAGAAAGGAAGAGUAAACCAAAGAGAAUCAUAAAGGUAGUGGAAGAAAGUAGUGACGAGGAUGAAGACGACUCGGAAGAAAGCGGUGACGAGGAUGAAUCGGACGAUGAUGACUACAGUGACUCUUCUUUGGGAACAUCCUCUUCUUCUUUGGAGCUUUAA
Molecule: messenger RNA, 2445 nt
Organism: Saccharomyces paradoxus
Lineage: Eukaryota; Fungi; Ascomycota; Saccharomycetes; Saccharomycetales; Saccharomycetaceae
Gene: APL6
Product: AP-3 complex subunit beta
Exons: 1
Coding region: 1-2445 (814 amino acids)
Biological process (GO): vesicle-mediated transport; intracellular protein transport
Cellular component (GO): membrane coat
Source: RefSeq, a predicted model, not a curated record